This is a messenger RNA of Thunnus maccoyii (southern bluefin tuna), 2155 nucleotides long. RefSeq names its product acetylcholinesterase collagenic tail peptide-like. NCBI's taxonomy places the organism in Eukaryota, Metazoa, Chordata, Actinopteri, Scombriformes, Scombridae. Bases 420 to 1346 code for a protein of 308 amino acids. The transcript has 16 exons. The record is from RefSeq and is a predicted model, not a curated record.
CCUCUUACUGUUACUGUAAAUUUGGUCAUAAUUUUCUUGGCAUUUUGUUGUUUUUAUCACUCGAAAAGUAUUUCAAUAAAUAUUCUCAAGUAACCCCAAAAGCCCCAAGAAGCACCAGGCUUAUAGAAUUAGAUUAAGUUGGUUUGAUCGCUGAGGGGAAGUUAGCUAAAAGCCUUUUAUCUAAAUGGAAAUACAGUUAUGGUAAUAUAAUAUAAUAUGACAGAAGAGUGCUGCCAGAGGCUGCGUUGCAUUUCCACAGUUUAUUGAGAGCAGUCGGACUCAGCGUGCAAGCUUAGCAGAUUGGGCUCCAGCUCUGCUUGGACGAUGACCAGGAAGAGAAGUCGCUCCAACAGCAUCUCCACUGCAGGGUGAGAGCUUCCACACAGCACUGUGAGGAGGAAACAACACUGAGAGCGGAGAUGCUGACUCAGCUGGUUCUGGGAUGGACUGCCUUGCUCAGCGGCCUCCAGCCUGCUGCUCCCUCUGUCACAACCAGUUUUCUGUCUAGCAGAGGAAGCAGGUGGUCAGUUCAGAAAUGUCAAGCUUUCUUCCCUCCUCCCCUUCCACCUCCUUUGUUUCCCCCAAUCAAACGGAAAGCAGACCUGAUGGUUGAUAUAACAGAACACAUCACAGGACCUAAAGGGGAAAAGGGCUGCAGAGGACCCAGAGGACCCCAGGGCCAGCCUGGUGUGAUGGGUCCAGACGGAGAAGAAGGACGACCGGGAGCCAUGGGCCAGAGCGGCGAAAAGGGACAGAAGGGCGACAGAGGCUGGAGGGGCCUAUAUGGAGACAUAGGAACUCCUGGGAUGAUAAAGGGCAGUAAAGGGCGAAAAGGAUUCAAGGGUGAUAACGGUGUGAAAGGAGACAUAGGACUCAGCGGAGAGAUGGGUGACCGAGGCAUCGCUGGAGAGAGGGGACAGAAGGGUGACCCGGGUCGGUGGGGCAAACCAGGGGUGAGGGGUGAGCAGGGACCCAGAGCAGAUCUUGGGGACAGAGGAACCACGGGGUUGAAGGGACAUCGUGGGCCUACAGGCAAGCAGGGUCAUCCUGGUCCAGUAGGACUGCCUGGUUUGACCGGAGAGCCUGGACGACCUGGACAAGAGUACAUCCUACCAGGUCUGCAGGGAGACACAGGAAGUCAAGGUCCUUCAGCCACAUGCAACUGUUCACAGUUUCAAACCCCACAGCAACAGUGGGACAACGUCCAGGCGAUUUUUAUUGCAGAUGGAGAGAAGCAGAUGAGGAGGCUGCGGGGGCAGAAUGUGAUGGUGCUGCGGACAGACAGACAGGCUCUGUACAUCUAUGCUGAAUCCCAGUGGAUCAACGUACUGGAACCCAGACACUGACCCCGCUCCACCCCACCCAGACUAGAAACAAGAAUCCUUGGCCUUCUCUCAUUACCACCACCGAUGUACCCUUGAGCAACACAAUUCAUCCAAACUCCUCCGGUGGAACUCUGAUGGAGAUGCAUGUGCAUUGUCUCAGCAUUGUAAACGGCCAUUAUGCAUUCUCGUUCUCUUUGUUAACACACUUAAAAUUUCACCUAUAUAUUUGUUACUGUAAUGUUUUCCCGCUCUGAAAAGUGUUGUGUGAUGACUCUAGAAUGCAAUAUUUCUUUCAUGUCCUGCCAUGUAUAUACUGUCGCUGCUGCAGAGAUCCCACAGAGAGAUCAAUAAAAAUCACAUCACUUACUCUGUCAUACUUUUGUAUCAGAUUGCCAUACUGAAGAAGUAAUCCUUAAGUUUUCUGUUGUUUAGUCUUUAUCUUUAUUGCUAAGUGCUCAACUGAAUAAAUGGAAUUCUCUCAGCUUUGUAAAUACGUCUGUUUGCUCUCGUGCAGGGAGUUGAGAAGCUGCACAGUUUAAUCUCUGUGCAUGCAGUAGAAAACAGGUUGUAGUUUGUAGUGGAAAAUAUUAAAGGGCAAGGAUUCUGACAGCCUCACUAAAAAGUUAAUAUUCUCUGUAGUAACAUAUGAUAUAUCAAGUCAUGUGGCAGCUGACUGUUGCUGUUACAAUUGGCGCUAUCUGUUUGUUGGAUCUUUGUUCUGGACCUGUUUGAAACAACGGCAAUUUCCUAAACUGUCAGCUGUCAAAGGGCAAGUCCUGUUUUAGUGUUUGGUGGUGUGAAAAAAAAUCUGACAACAUAUUAUUAGAGGA